AUUCAACAAAACAUUGUGGUACUAGUAACAUUAAAAAAAAUCGCAAUGGUAGUUAAAGUGGAACGUAGAGUCGCAGGAGUUCCCGAGAAACCGAAGUCCAAACAGUUCGUCGGGAAUAACUUAACCCUUAACAUUGAUGAAAACAAAAGCAGUAUCUGCCUUACAGGAAAUAACUGUAAGGUGACACUAGCAGAAAACAACGGAAAGUUGCAAGUAGUCGGUGAUAAUUGUGAAAUAGUUGUGAGAAAGGGCAACGGAAAUAUUAAAUAUGUGGGCAAUUGUGGAAAAAUAGUUCUUGGCCUGGGAGUUUCUUCAGAAAAUGUGAACUAUAUUGGAAAUCGAGGCAAUGUGACAUCUGUGAACUCCAAUGGAAGUAGUGAACCUCAAGAAAGUUUUGGUAUUAGUGAAAAUAGCAGCAAAAGAAGUACAACUAGGUUAAUUAAAGAUGGUACAAGAAAUUUAACGGUCAGAAACGCCAAUAUGAUUCAAAUUACUUCUUCUAAAGUACCGAAGAAUUUUGAAUUACCACUACCUUUUGUUAGACUUCCAGGAAUAAUCCAUAGAUAAAAGGAUAAUAAAAUUUUGUAUCAAGUCUUUACACUAUCAGUAUUAUAAUUUAUUAUAGUAAUUAAAGAUGAGACUUGGACUGACCGAAUCCUUUUUUAAUGCCAAAGAAUUAAUUUAUUUUUAUAUUUAUUUAUUUAUUUUUAUUAAAAAAUUUUAUUGUU
Molecule: messenger RNA, 728 nt
Organism: Diabrotica balteata
Lineage: Eukaryota; Metazoa; Arthropoda; Insecta; Coleoptera; Chrysomelidae
Source: the annotation of a GenBank genome assembly